Molecule: messenger RNA, 1014 nt
Organism: Penicillium riverlandense
Lineage: Eukaryota; Fungi; Ascomycota; Eurotiomycetes; Eurotiales; Aspergillaceae
Product: RNP domain protein
Exons: 1
Coding region: 1-1014 (337 amino acids)
Molecular function (GO): mRNA binding
Source: RefSeq, a predicted model, not a curated record
AUGUCCUUUCCGCCACCUCCAGGUCUCAAACAGACGCCCUCGUCACUCCCUCCGCGCCCGCCCCCAUCCUCCAACUCGUCGGGUCAUGGCGGGUCCUCGCGCCCCUCGGGCUAUAGCGCCUUCACAGCAUUCGCGCCACGCUCCGUAGCCUCCUCCAGCCAGCCGCAGCGCACCAGCAGCCCCGCGGUCUCUGCUCCGCCAGUUUCCUCAGCAGGGUAUGCGGCGCCGGCACCGAGCUACGGGAAUUACUAUCAACAACCGCAACCGCCGCAAAGCUACCAAAGCGGGCCUUCCUACUAUGGAGCACAACCCCUGUACAAUGACAACACAUACGGCCCGACCGUCCCACAUAUUCAAAACCCCUUCGGUCCCACGCCAACUGGAAAAAAUGGCUACGACCCCGAGACCGAAGCCCAGAUCGCCCAAUGGCAGAGCGCCUAUGCCAAUCCCAGUGACGACUCCGCGAGCAGAGGCGCCGCCCGAGUCCAGUCCGCUGCUAGCACGGGCGCAACACCCUCCAGCGGAACUGGCGCAGGCACACCUCUCCCUCAGCCAGAGUCGCAGAAGACCGUCCCUCGGACCGGCGGCGGUCAAUCGUGGAACGACCCGACGCUGCUAGAAUGGGACCCAGCGCAUUUCCGUCUGUUCGUGGGGAAUCUCGCAGGCGAAGUCACCGAUGAGUCGUUACUGAAGGCGUUCGCGCGGUACACCUCCGUCCAGAAAGCGCGCGUCAUCCGUGAGAAGCGCACGCAGAAGAGCAAAGGGUAUGGAUUUGUGAGCUUCAGUGAUGGCGACGACUACUUCAAGGCUGCGCGUGAGAUGCAGGGUAAAUACAUCGGGUCUCACCCGGUUCUCCUGCGCCGCGCGACCACCGAAGUCAAGCCGACGUCGAACACUAAGGGUGGCAAGAAGGGAGGCGGUGGUGGUGGGCGUGGUGGACAGUCGGGCAAGACCAAGCACGACGGGAUUAAGAAGUCUGGCAAGACGAAGGGUGGCUUGAAGAUUCUGGGUUAA